Manduca sexta (tobacco hornworm) is the source of this 1551-nucleotide messenger RNA. It is a transcript of the gene Pdss2, whose product is annotated as decaprenyl-diphosphate synthase subunit 2. Lineage: Eukaryota; Metazoa; Arthropoda; Insecta; Lepidoptera; Sphingidae. The transcript is spliced from 7 exons. Gene Ontology annotation, molecular function: prenyltransferase activity. Gene Ontology annotation, cellular component: transferase complex; mitochondrion. Gene Ontology annotation, biological process: ubiquinone biosynthetic process; isoprenoid biosynthetic process. The record is from RefSeq and is a predicted model, not a curated record. The coding region runs from base 255 to 1538 and encodes 427 amino acids.
CUCAAACUAUCAGUCAAUCGUUUUAGCGCGAAAGCGUUGGACGUUGUAAAAUUUUACACAGUUACUUACGAAAAAAUCUGUUUUGUGCUAUCAUUGCAUAGAAUCUAGAUUUUAAAUUUAAGUAAGGGUAAAAAAUAUUCAAUAAUUAAAUCAGGUUAUUUUUGUUUCAAAACGCUUUAGUCGAUUUAAUUUGUACGGAUAUUUUUAAACGCCUUUGCGCUUUCGAAAUUUGAAUUUUUCGUUCGGAUUAAAAAAUGAGUUUGAGCCGUUUGAUCCCUUCGAGAUGCGUUGUGAGGUGCGACCUAGUGAAAGUUUGUUCAUCUAACGUUGUUGCGAAACUUUGGGGACCUUGCGCCAGGGAAGUGACUACAAGCAGCACGCAACUGGCCAGUAUUGCCCAACACAACUCGAAGACCGAUUGGAAUAGGGCGGUGAGCGAGGCGGAGAAGAUCGUUGGCUAUCCGACCUCAUUCCUCAGCUUGCGAUGGAUCCUUAGCGAUGAAAUAGCGAAUGUCGCCCUACAUUUGCGAAAAUUGGUGGGAAGCAAUCAUCCUCUACUGAAAACUGCAAAGAAUCUAAUAUACAAUGGCAAGAACAACAUGCAAGCGUGGGGCCUCAUCGUGCUCCUGGUGUCCAAGGCGGCAGGCCACAGCGCCGAGAUUCCCGACAUGGAACAAGAUAAGGCCGCUGGAGUCUUGCACAGCCAACGUGCCCUCGCAGAGGUCACUGAGAUGAUCCGCACCUCUCACCUGGUUCACAAAGGGCUGGUGAACAUGAACGCGCGCCGCACCGCAGACGAACCCGACGAUAUGAUGUUCGGCAACAAAAUCGCCCUCCUCAGUGGGGACUACCUGCUAGCCAACUCUUGUACUGAACUGGCUAACUUAAGGAACCAAGAGUUAGUGGAGUUGAUGUCGUCAGCAGUCCGCGACUUGGCUGAAGCGGAGUUCCUUGGGGAGAGAGACGAGCAGAACAACCCGCUGCCGUCACGACCACUCGCGAAGGAGGACAGAGAGGAGGCAUCAGAAUGGGACUGCAUCCUGGACCCGCUGCCGAUGACUGGAGUGAUCGGGUGCGCGCGGCGGGAGUGGGCCGCGCGGCAUGUUCUGGCUGCAGGGGCGCUCCUUGGCAAGAGCUGCUCUGCCGCGCUCAAGCUGGCCGGACACAAUCAGGCACUGCAAACACAGGGCUAUCUCUUCGGUUGUCACCUAGCUCUGGCAUGGCAAGCGUUCCUCGACCUAGAGGCGUUCACGGGACCCGAACCUGCUACCUUCUCGUUAGUGGGAGCUCCCCUGGCGUUCACGCUGGAAGCCAGGCCCGAUUUGUACGAGUAUAUCGAGGCGGGAAGGACUAGCGUACAAGACGUCGAUUAUCAUGCAUUAUACAAGGCGGUGGUAGAAGGCCCGGGGAUAGAGCAGACGAAGCGUCUCCAGCGCGAGCACAGCGGCGCGGCGCGCGCGGUGCUGGGCGCCCUGCCGCGCGGCGACGCGCGCACCGCGCUCCACAACAUCCUCGCCGCCAUGGAGCACCACCUCUGACGCACCACACCGC